GUUUUUUGUACUGGCAUCCCUGUAAGAACGAACGUCGUCGUCCUUCCGACCAGCGACAUUUUCGUCGGCUGGCAUAGAUUAUUUAAAUAGAAAAAGUCUUAAAAAAAGUUGCUAAAAUGUUGGGCCGUUUCGCACCGGGUGUCUGUACCCAAGUGACCAUGGUGGUCAACCAGCAGCAAAACAGAAACAUGGCUACUCUGAAAGCCAUUUCUAUCCGUUUGAAAUCUGUUAAGAACAUCCAAAAGAUCACCCAAUCAAUGAAGAUGGUGUCAGCUGCGAAAUACACUCGUGCUGAACGUGACUUGAAGGCUGCUCGUCCUUAUGGAGAAGGUGCCUCCCAAUUCUAUGAGAAAGCUGAGGUUUCCGCUCCGGAAGACGAACCGAAACAGCUUUACAUAGCUAUCACCUCUGAUAGAGGUCUGUGUGGAGCGGUUCACACCGGAGUGUCCAAAGUCAUCAGGAACAGACUGUCCGAGCCUGAUGCUGACAACAUUCGUGUCAUCUGUGUUGGUGAUAAGUCAAGGGGAAUAUUACAGAGAUUGUAUGGAAAGCAUAUCAUUACUGUGGCUAACGAGAUCGGUCGUUUGCCUCCCACUUUCUUGGAUGCUGCCAAAUUAGCCAACGCUGUUAUGAACUCGGGAUAUGACUUCGGAUCGGGGAAGAUCAUCUACAACAAGUUCAGAUCUGUCGUUUCGUACUCCCAAGCUGAUUUGCCGGUUUUCAGUAAGAAGGCUAUUGAGAGCGCACCGAAAUUGGCCGUAUACGACUCCUUGGACUCCGAUGUGCUUCAAUCCUACAUGGAAUUCUCGCUGGCUUCCAUGCUUUUCUACGCUCUGAAGGAGGGAGCGUGUUCUGAACAGUCAUCACGUAUGACAGCCAUGGAUAACGCGUCCAAGAACGCCGGAGAGAUGAUCGACAAGUUGACCCUGACCUUCAACCGUACUCGGCAGGCCGUCAUCACCAGAGAGCUGAUCGAGAUCAUUUCCGGUGCAGCCGCACUCAACUAGUGUGAAUCUUCAUAAUGUCAACACAUUCGAUUCCGUGGCUCAUGUAUGGUGUAAUAAAUUAUGGUUAGACAUA
Molecule: messenger RNA, 1080 nt
Organism: Danaus plexippus (monarch butterfly)
Lineage: Eukaryota; Metazoa; Arthropoda; Insecta; Lepidoptera; Nymphalidae
Gene: ATPsyngamma
Product: ATP synthase subunit gamma, mitochondrial
Exons: 6
Coding region: 117-1007 (296 amino acids)
Biological process (GO): proton motive force-driven ATP synthesis
Molecular function (GO): proton-transporting ATP synthase activity, rotational mechanism
Source: RefSeq, a predicted model, not a curated record